AUGAGCUCGUCGUGGCUGCUUCGACGCUGCGCUCGUCCGUGGACGACAGCGACGCAUCAAUCGAUCCACGUGGCAACGCCACUAUCUCCGCUUGCUUUCUAUACAUCUCGCUCUCGAUGGUCUGUCCAGACACUUCCUCUGAUGUCACUGGAGCUACGCCAUGCAUCAUCUGCUCACGAAAAAAGCGCUUUAUUGGUCCGGUCCAUUCCGUUCAAACGCUUUUACUCGGCUGGAAGGCAUAAAACCCCGUGGCGAAACGACAGCCGCGACUGGACCGCUGCGUUAAAGACCAGCGGACUCGUCCUCUUGGGCGCGGGCGCACUCGUCGCCUCAACUUCAUUGGCUUUUGGUCUGCUCAUUGCUGGAGCCGCCGGGUUUGGCGCGUACGCUGUGUACCACAAGUUGCUGCGGCUGUACCGCUCACGCGCUCCGUCGUCCAGUGCCAGUGACCCGUUCAGCUCUGUGAGCUCUGAGAUCGAUGCGCUGCACGACACGUUCUUUCGCCGCAGUCGACAGCGUCGCAAGGCAGAGACAGUGGCCGACAGUCCGCUGAGCGCAAUGGUUCAGGGACUGCCAUUAGUGGUGCGAGGGGCUGUGAAGAUGCUGCUGUCGGUCGUGGGAAGCGCUGUGCAGAGCUCGUUCGAGCGCGCGGAGGAGCUGCAGCGACAGACCACUGAGCUUUUGCAGGCGAACAAACGCGUGCGCGAGCAAAUGGGCGACGACGUGAGUGUGGGCGAACCGGAGCAGUGGAUGGAGUCGACGGUGAAUGGCGUUGGACGCAUUGACGCAGUGUUUCCAGUCAACGCGGCGUACCGCUCGGCACGGGUGACUAUGAAGGCUUCGAUUGGUGCCGGAGGCGAUCUGAAGAUGACGCAGCUCACGUAUCAUAAUCGCCAGACUGGGGACUCGAUCGAUUUACUGCGGGACCCGUCUGCUGGCAGACGGCCGAAGACCGUCAUUGACGCCGAGUACGUUGACCUGGACAACGACGACAGGAGCUUCCGACGAUAA
This is a messenger RNA of Hyaloperonospora brassicae, 1011 nucleotides long. The record is from the annotation of a GenBank genome assembly. NCBI's taxonomy places the organism in Eukaryota, Oomycota, Peronosporomycetes, Peronosporales, Peronosporaceae.